GGAGAGUCCUCGACACGAGCGAGCCAGAGAGCGAGUCCUCUGUUUCCCAUCCAGCAUCGAGCGAGCAGCACACCUUUGACAGCUUUACAGCAGAAUCAACAUGAGCGAGUCAGCAGAGGCUUUGGCUGCAACCAACACGAGCCGCAGGAACGUGAGCAUCGAGAUCACCAACCUCACCAACAGCUACUGCCUCAUCGACCCCAAGGUUUACCUGGACAGCGGCAACGUCCACAGCCCCCCCCAACCCACCGUGCGCCCGCUGAAAACCGAGGUGUGCAACUUCAGCAAGAGCGGCGCCAAGGCCUCGGGCGCCGUGGGCGUCCUGACCUACGACCUCUUCGAGAGGCGGAGCAACAGCGCCAGGGAGAAAGUGGCCAUCAUGUUCUCCGUGCCCUACGACUACAACGCGUACAAGAACUGGUUGGCGCUGGCCAUCUACCCGCAGGACAAGGAGUGCAACGAGGCGCUGUACAAGGAGAUGUACUACAACAAGGAGCCCAAGGGCUUCGUGAGGCAGGAGGCGCAGGGCUGCGGCCUCACCUUCGAGGGCCACAGCUUGGACAUCAAGGCCACCAUGUCCCCGUUGGGCCGCGCCAUGCUGAAGGUGGAGGUGUGGGACAAGCUCUUCACUCCCAUGGGGCAGCAGCACCUCUGAGCCGGUCGUUUGGCCUUCCUUUUGGUUUGUAGUGGGCGUUGUGAUUCUGUGCCACUUCAUGCAAUAAAUCCAGUGUGAUACGAAAAAGAAACGUGG
Messenger RNA from Pungitius pungitius (ninespine stickleback), 751 nucleotides. Its product is annotated as DELTA-actitoxin-Afr1e-like. The record is from RefSeq and is a predicted model, not a curated record. Gene Ontology annotation, cellular component: pore complex. Gene Ontology annotation, molecular function: channel activity. Bases 101 to 655 code for a protein of 184 amino acids. NCBI's taxonomy places the organism in Eukaryota, Metazoa, Chordata, Actinopteri, Perciformes, Gasterosteidae. The transcript has 3 exons. Gene Ontology annotation, biological process: pore complex assembly; cytolysis in another organism; monoatomic cation transport.